Messenger RNA from Malus domestica (apple), 2018 nucleotides. Its product is annotated as UDP-arabinose 4-epimerase 1-like. Lineage: Eukaryota; Viridiplantae; Streptophyta; Magnoliopsida; Rosales; Rosaceae. Gene Ontology annotation, molecular function: UDP-glucose 4-epimerase activity; structural constituent of ribosome. The record is from RefSeq and is a predicted model, not a curated record. Gene Ontology annotation, biological process: translation; beta-D-galactose catabolic process via UDP-galactose, Leloir pathway. Gene Ontology annotation, cellular component: ribosome; cytosolic large ribosomal subunit; cytosol.
CAACAAUAAUCUCAAAAUUUUGAUUGAAGCAAAGCUGGCCUGAGAGCUGCAGAGACCGUAAAGCUGCGGGCUCAGGCCAGUCAAUUCACAUGCAGAAGGCCGGGAGAGAGGCUGAAGCCGCUGACCUUAACCGCGUGCAUGCACGUGAAACGUGUUUGUAUACAUUCUCCUUCACUUCAACGAAACACAAAGACCUGCAGGAAGACCUCGUCCAAAGUCUCUCUCUCUCUCCCCGAAUAUUCAUGGCAGUUAUUCUUUCCUUUUCACUCAUAACUUUGGUGACACUUCUUUAUUUUCUCAAACUUACCCUAUAUAUACAUUCCACCUAAUCCUCAGCCUUCAUAUAUAUGUGUGUGUGUAUAUAUCGCCAAUGUAAGCAUACAGAAACGACUAGAGACGUUUUAUAUUCUCAAACACCAAGUCCAAGUCUUCGUUUCGACCGGCCGGUUUCUGCGUUUCUGAGGUGACCAGUUUCUGUGUGGCAGUCGCGAGACUCCUCAGUUGCGGGCAUGGAUAUUGCAGUCUCGAAACGGAGGAGGAACUUUUCCAGCAAAUUUAUCGCGGCUGCCGGCCUAAUCACCCUCUGCAUUGUCAUGUUCAAGCAGUCACAUGAUUCUAGCAGUCUCAAAAAGUUCUCUUAUCAUGAAGCAGGGAUCACUCAUGUCUUUGUCACAGGAGGAGCUGGCUACAUAGGCUCUCAUGCUGCACUUAGGCUCUUGAAGGACUCAUACCGUGUAACGAUAGUGGACAAUCUCUCUCGAGGAAACAUCGGUGCUGUUAGGGUUCUUCAACAGUUGUUUCCAGAACCCGGGAGGCUUCAGUUCAUAUACACUGACCUCGGAGAUGCAAAAGCUGUCAAUAAAAUCUUCUCGGAGAAUGCAUUUGAUGCUGUCAUGCAUUUUGCAGCUGUUGCUUAUGUUGGUGAAAGUACACUCGAGCCUCUUCGAUACUAUCACAAUAUCACAUCAAAUACCCUGUUGGUUUUGGAGGCAAUGGCAGCACACAAUGUAAAAACAUUGAUCUAUUCUAGUACUUGUGCAACUUAUGGUGAACCUAGGAAGAUGCCGAUCACUGAAGAAACCGAGCAAGUCCCAAUCAAUCCAUAUGGAAAAGCAAAGAAGAUGGCAGAAGAUAUCAUACUAGAUUUCUCCAAAAACUCAAACAUGGCAGUCAUGAUCUUACGAUAUUUUAAUGUGAUAGGAUCAGACCCGGAGGGAAGACUAGGAGAGGCUCCUCGACCUGAGCUACGUGAGCAGGGACGAAUAUCUGGUGCCUGUUUUGAUGCCGCUCGAGGGAUUAUUCCUGGACUGAAGGUCAGAGGAACAGACUAUGAUACAGCUGAUGGUACUUGUGUGAGGGACUAUAUUGAUGUCACUGACCUGGUGGAUGCUCAUGUGAAAGCUCUCGCCAAUGCAAAACCGGGGAAGGUUGGGAUCUACAAUGUGGGCACUGGAAGAGGUAGUUCAGUGAAGGAGUUUGUUGAGGCAUGCAAGAAGGCAACAGGAGUGGACAUAAAGGUUGAAUACCUCAGCCGAAGGCCAGGGGACUAUGCUAAAGUUUAUAGUGAUCCUUCCAAGGUAAGGCAGGAGUUGAAUUGGACAGCCAAGUACACACUUAAAGAAAGCCUACAGAUUGCAUGGAGAUGGCAAAAAUUGCAUUUGAAUGGCUAUGGUCCUUCCAAUACUUAGGUUAAAAGAUACCAGAUAUAUCGUUGUGGAAGCCGGAUGUUGUUCCAUUGAGUUGAACAUGGAUUUCCUUUUACUUGGAACAUGUUGUAAAUUUCCAAUCGGCAAGGAAGAAAAUCUCUGGGUUCGUUGAGAGAAUGGACAAGAGUAACCCUGCAUGUGUUUUCUGUUCCUGUACUAUGUUCAAGCCCAGAAAAAGAAAAGGAGAGGAUUAGAUAUUUCCUUUCCGAUAUAUGAGUUCUCUAUUCCAAAGUAACACAAGUCGUUUGAAUGUAACUGAGGAACAAUUGAUAAAUUACAAAUGAAUUCUCUGUGUGAUUAUUUACUGAUAAA